GCUCCUGGCCCCGCCCCCGGUUUUGGCCCCGCCCCCGGGCGCGAUGGCGCUGGCGGCGCUGGAGCGGGACCCGGCGGGCGCGGCGCGGCUCGGUUCGGCGGUGCCCGAGCUCUGCCGCCGGCUGCCCUGCGCGCUCGGCGUGGACGAGGCGGGCCGCGGGCCCGUGCUGGGCCCCAUGGUUUACGCCAUCUGCUACUGCCCCGAGGAGCGGCUGGAGGAGCUGGAGGCGCUGGGGGUGGCAGACUCGAAGACGCUGUCGGAGGCGGAGCGGGAGCAGCGGUUCGGGCGCCUGGAGGCGGCGGGUGCCCUGCUGGGCUGGGCCCUGCGCCUGCUCUCGCCCCCCCUCAUCUCCGCCAGCAUGCAGCAGCGGGCCAAGUACAACCUGAACGAGCUGUCGCAGGACGCGGCCGCCGACCUCAUCCAGGAGGUGCUGGACGCCGGCGUGAGGGUCUCCCAGGUGUUCGUGGACACGGUGGGGCCGGCGGAGACCUACGAGAGCCGCCUGCGACGCCGCUUCCCGGGGCUGGGGGUGACCGUGCGCCCCAAGGCCGAUGCCCUCUUCCCCAUCGUGGGCGCCGCCAGCAUCUGCGCCAAGGUGGCCCGCGACCGGGCCGUGAAGCACUGGAACUUCGUGGAGGACUUGGGGGAGCCGGACACGGACUACGGCUCCGGGUACCCCAACGACCCCCGCACCAAGCAGUGGCUGCUGCGGAACCUGGACCCGGUGUUCGGCUUCCCGCAGCUCGUGCGCUUCAGCUGGGCCACGGCGCAGAGCCUGCUGCAGCGGCACGCCGUGCCCCUGCGCUGGCGCGACGAGGCCGAGGGGGCCGAGGACGCCGCGGGCUCCCCCUCGCUGCUGGCCUUCUUCGCCCGCCGGCCCCCGGCCGGGCGCCAGCCCCACCGCUUCUUCCACGAGCGCAGCCUGCGGCCCCUGGCCGACCUCUGACCCCCCCCCC
This is a messenger RNA of Dromaius novaehollandiae (emu), 956 nucleotides long. RefSeq names its product ribonuclease H2 subunit A (gene RNASEH2A). Gene Ontology annotation, molecular function: RNA-DNA hybrid ribonuclease activity; RNA binding. Gene Ontology annotation, biological process: mismatch repair; DNA replication, removal of RNA primer. Gene Ontology annotation, cellular component: ribonuclease H2 complex. Bases 44 to 946 code for a protein of 300 amino acids. The transcript is spliced from 8 exons. The record is from RefSeq and is a predicted model, not a curated record. Lineage: Eukaryota; Metazoa; Chordata; Aves; Casuariiformes; Dromaiidae.